Messenger RNA from Caenorhabditis sp. 36 PRJEB53466, 1562 nucleotides. The record is from the annotation of a GenBank genome assembly. Lineage: Eukaryota; Metazoa; Nematoda; Chromadorea; Rhabditida; Rhabditidae.
AUGACGGCUCUGCCCAUCGAAACCUACAACAUGAUCGAUCAAAUAAGCUGCCCGGAAUGUACCACGGUGUGUCUUCAGAAGAACAUUUAUCGUCAUAUGUCGGGAAUUCAUCAGUGGACGCGUGACGAUUGCAAAGUUCUCAUCAAUGCGAUUCGUACGGAGAAGAAGAACCAAGAGACGAAGGCCUCCUUCCUCUGUUCCUAUUGCAAUGCAGUGUUUCGGACCGUAAGGCAUCUGGUGCAGCAUAAAAGAGUGAGUUUUGAAGACAUCUGAAAAUGAAACCUUAAGAUGUUCUUGUUUCUUUCCAGAUAUGUUCUUCGCAACCUGCAGUUUUGGAGAAUCACGAAGAAGAAGAAGACGGCGAUGAAGUUGAUUAUAUGGAAGAGAUGAUUGUGGAGCAAGAGGAAGAGGUGAUCGGAAUAGACGAGUACGUGAAAGUGGAAGAAGAACACGAGAAGCCCUCCACGUCUUCCUACGACAGUGCAGUUCCUCCACAUCGCCAAACACCGCGUGGAAUUCCACCUCAUCACGCACCGCCCAAUAAAAUGAUGCCGCCAAUGGAGAAAUUAAAGUUUCCGGUGCCAGCUUCUCGUCAUCGUGGAAGCCAGACGAAGUGUCCCGAGUGCACGGUUACUGUAGAAUCGAUAGAGGAACUUAUGGUGCAUUGUCGGGACAAGCACGAGUCGGAAGAUCGGAAAUUCUGUGUAGAACGGCAACUGUUUGAAGCUCGUGAUGAAUUCAGAAAAUGGUUUGAUCAACGACAAGAGGAUACGUGCACAUCCCUCACAAAACGCACCGGGCACGGCGGAGAGACGUUCUAUCGAUGUCAUCGAGUCGGAAAGUACCAAAGUGUUGCGAAGGCUAGAAAGUCGAAUCCGAGAAAGAUUGAUCAGACUUGCACCGCCUAUUUAAAAGUUUUUGUUCAAGAAGACGGAUCCGUGUGGGCCAAUGGCUGUUUCACUCAUAUUGGGCACGAACUGGACCACAAGCUGCUGUGGCUCACCGAAACCCAAGAGAAUUACGUGCGAGAGCUCAUCGACCUCAACUGGACUUCCGAUCAAAUAUUUUUCUACAUUCGCGACGAAUAUAAAAACUACGAAUGCAAAUUGAAAUACAUCUCCAAGAACGAUAUUAGGUUAUAUUUUCGUUGAAGGUGUUUCUCUGAACUGUUUCUCAUUUUGCAGAAAUAUCACAGUCCGAUACAAUCGAGAAAAAACAAGAAGACAUGGAGUUGAUAACGGAUCGAAGAAAAACGCGAAAAAUAUCGACGAAGAGAUUAUCGAAAAAGAAAUGCAAAUCCAAAAGUAUGAAGAAAUCAAAGAGGGCAUCGUCACAUUUCCCGAGGAAUCCGAUGACGAGACCAAGACAAAAAGUAGGUUAUUAAGGAUCACCUCAAAAAGUUUCGAAUUACAGGGCCUCGCAUCUCAUCGUCUUCUCCCCCUUCGUCACAGGAAAAACCCGAAAACUUGCUUCCGGCCCAACCGAAUACGGAAGAUGAGAACGAGUAUAUAAAUGUGGUGGACGAUGAACCGUGUCCCAUACUGGAAAAGAUUCCAGUCUAA